CCAAAAGAAAAAGCUAAAGGGGCAAAAAAAUGAGAGAAGGUUGAGUAACAGAAGGAACAGAAUAUUGCAGAAGGGAAAGAGAGGAGGACGACCACCAAAGGGUGCAAAAACGCCGCCGUCAAGCCUAUACAAGAAUAACGAACCAGAAGCUCCGGAUUUUUGUUAGCUUACGCUGUUUAUAUCAGUUCGCCGUCGUUUGUUAGCCUUUUCUGUUCAUUGUCUUCGUCGAGCCUUAGGAGAUCAAAGUCAAUGAUGCUGGGCGUUGUAAGGCGAAAAGUGGCUUCUGAUGCUUCUUCUGCUUUGAUUAAAAGGAAAUCAUGGCAUUGGAGUCGGCCUGUGGUUUCUACGCCUAGAGUUUCUACUGCUGUAGCUGAAGAGAUCUUCUUUCACCCAGGAUGCACUCGCAGUUUCUCUGACUUCACUUUCUCUGGAUCUUUGGACUUGACAUCGUCAAGGGGAAUCAAAGACAAUUUUCUGCCUCAAUUCACCAUGCAUACAUGGAAAAGGCCAUUUUGUUCUAAUAGUGGUGAUCUGGUUGAUGCUGUUGUUCCUUUUAUGGGGGAAUCAAUAUCCGAUGGCACAUUGGCAACGUUCUUGAAGAAACCUGGUGACAAAGUAGAAGUUGAUGAGCCUAUUGCUCAGAUUGAAACAGACAAGGUGACAAUUGAUGUUACUAGUCCUGAAGCAGGCGUAAUCCAAAAGUUCGUAGCCAAGGAAGGGGAUACUGUAGAACCUGGCACUAAAAUUGCUGUGAUUUCAAAAUCUGGUGAUGGUGUAACUCAUGUUGCUCCGUCUGAGAAGCCCGCCGAAAAAGCUACUCCUGAGAAAAAGGUGGAGCAACCAAAACAGAAAGUUGAAUCUGCUGCUGCAGAAGUAAAGAAAGCUGAGAAGCCAAAAACUGAAGCCAAGGCUUCUCCACCUCCUCCUAAAGUAACUGCCACAGAACCCCAGCUUCCCCCAAAAGAAAGGGAAAGACGAGUUCCUAUGACAAGGCUCAGAAAACGAGUUGCCACGCGCUUGAAAGAUUCUCAAAACACUUUUGCAUUGUUGACAACUUUCAAUGAAGUUGAUAUGACUAAUCUGAUGAAACUUCGUUCCGAUUACAAGGAUGCCUUUGUUGAAAAGCACGGUGUGAAGCUAGGUCUUAUGUCUGGGUUUGUAAAAGCUGCUGUUAGCGGACUCCAGAAUCAGCCCAUAAUAAAUGCUGUCAUUGAUGGUGAUGAUAUCAUUUAUAGAGACUAUAUAGACAUCAGUAUAGCUGUUGGCACGCCAAAGGGCCUUGUCGUUCCUGUUAUCCGCAAUGCUGAUAAGAUGAACUUUGCUGAGAUUGAGAAGGAGAUCAACACGUUGGCUAAGAAGGCAAGUGAUGGAAGUAUAUCAAUCGAUGAGAUGGCAGGAGGGUCAUUCACAAUAUCCAAUGGUGGUGUUUAUGGAAGCCUCUUGAGCACUCCAAUAAUCAAUCCUCCUCAGUCGGCAAUUCUGGGUAUGCACUCAAUAGUCAACCGUCCGAUGGUUGUUGGAGGUAACAUAGUUCCCAGACCUAUGAUGUAUGUUGCACUGACCUAUGACCACAGGCUGAUUGAUGGGAGAGAGGCAGUGCUCUUUUUGAGGAGAAUCAAAGAUGUGGUUGAAGAUCCACGUCGCUUGCUCCUUGAUGUAUGAAGAAUUGGUCAUUUGGGGGUUUGAUUUUAUAGAUAUUCUUAAUAUACUGCAGUUAAAAGCACACUUCGGCUAAACGAAUAAAUGUUUAGCACUUCAGUUGCGGCCAGCCACGUUUUAAUUUCAAAUGAGAAGGUUUUUUUUAGACGCUAGUUUAAGUGUGCUAAACUUGUGUUUAGUGCUUUUUAUUUUGGGCAUGAUGGAAUUUGUUGGAAUUUGUGCUAAACUUGAAGAUCCCUUAGUUGGCAGCAUUAUUUCUCAGUUUCAAAAGUUAUUGGAUAAUAAUCUCAAUGAAGCGAGUUCGCCUGUAGUUUUAACCCA
Coffea eugenioides is the source of this 1980-nucleotide messenger RNA. Its product is annotated as dihydrolipoyllysine-residue succinyltransferase component of 2-oxoglutarate dehydrogenase complex 2, mitochondrial. NCBI's taxonomy places the organism in Eukaryota, Viridiplantae, Streptophyta, Magnoliopsida, Gentianales, Rubiaceae. The transcript has 15 exons. Gene Ontology annotation, cellular component: oxoglutarate dehydrogenase complex. The record is from RefSeq and is a predicted model, not a curated record. Gene Ontology annotation, biological process: tricarboxylic acid cycle. Bases 250 to 1662 code for a protein of 470 amino acids. Gene Ontology annotation, molecular function: dihydrolipoyllysine-residue succinyltransferase activity.